Molecule: messenger RNA, 2308 nt
Organism: Lactuca sativa (garden lettuce)
Lineage: Eukaryota; Viridiplantae; Streptophyta; Magnoliopsida; Asterales; Asteraceae
Molecular function (GO): nucleic acid binding
Source: RefSeq, a predicted model, not a curated record
AACAGGGGUUUCAACAAGAAGUGGUACGGCGUCUCAACCCCUCUCCACCGAUCUCAUUUUUCAUCCAACACAACACACACCGUAAACGCAAAACCCUAAAUUCAAAAGACGUCCAUUUCCUUCUCCAAUUGAAAACGACACGCCCUUCUAGAAACUGCAUUUUCAUCUUCCGGAGUUCUCCUGAUGGUUGUUUUUGUGUCUGGAUGAACUUAGGGUUUCAUGUUAUUGCACCUAUCAAUUAAGUUUCGAAUCAAUUACUAGAGUCAGUGUUUCUUUCCGCAAUACUCGUCAAGUCGAACACCAUUGUUUGAGGAUCGCUCAAUAGGAGAAAUGUCCAGCAAAAAACCAUCAUCGCGCUAUGUUGUCUUUGAAAAUCGUUCCCUCGAUCAAUGGAAAGUAACCGAGCUGAAAGAAGAACUCAAGAAACGUAAACUAAUUACCAGAGGAUUGAAAGAUGAUCUGGUAAAGAGAUUGGAUGAAGCUAUUCGUGCUGAACUUGAAGAGGAUAACAAAAACCAUGAAAAUGGUGUCAAUGAUGAUGAACAGCCUGAAAUUCCAUCUGAUGACGCAGUAGCAGACCCAAUCGUUGCAGACAAAACCAUGGAUGACAACAUUGCCAAAAACGAGAGCAUAAAGGAAGACAAUGUUACAGAGAAGGUUGAUAAAAAUGAGAGCUUAGACCAAGAUCACAUCACUGAGAAGUUGGAUAAAGAUGAGAGCUUAGAUAAACAUAAGGUUACAGAGAAUUUGGACGAUGAAAACAGAGAUAAAGAUAAGGUUACAGAGAAUUUAGAAAUAGAUAUAGUUCAAAAGGUUUCUGUUGAAACAUCUGUUAUAGUAACUGAGGUUAUGGUAUCUCAAGAAUUGGGUCAGCAGGAGUUACAAAAUGAAGAGGUGUCAAACUUGCAGGAAUCAAACUCAAAGCCAUUGCCAAAGGAAGAAGAAGCCGAGCCAAAUUCAUCUGAAAUUGGAAGCCAGGUAGUCGAGGUCAGCCAAGUAAAAUCUGAUUCUAUUUCUAUUGUGUCAAUUACUGAAAAGAAUGAACUAAAGGAUAAUGUAAUUACUGAUGAUGUCAAACUAGAACUUGAUGUUAAGCCAUCAAUCCUUGAUGAUGGUGUCAAAACAGAUCCAGUUGUGGUUGAUGAGAAAGAUUUCAAGAUUGCUGAAACUGAAAGUAAGAAAAAUGAUAUUUUAGAUGUGGGUUCUCCAGAGAAGUUAAAUUUAGAUGAUGAUUCCAUGGAAGAAGAUGCUUUAGAAAGUAAGCAAAGUGAUUCCAACUUCAUUUCUCAAGAUAUAACUGAAAAAACACAAAUACCUCCUCUUGAUGUUAUGGUUGAAGAUACAAAUACUGAAAUUGCUGACGUGUCCACAAAAAGAAAACAAUAUGACCAAGAAGCAGUAGCAAACAAUGAGGUAGUAAAGAGGCAGCGCAGGUGGAAUUCCAAUAAUGCCCCUGAACAGAUUACUACACCUAAGGGUGGUUCAAUGAAGCACAGCUUUUCAAGAUCUGAUUCUUCAGUUAGUCAUGAAGAGCCAAAAGAACGUGUUGUUCCUCCAUCAUCAAAGCCUGCAACUACUUCUCUCAGAGUGGACCGUUUUCUGCGUCCGUUUACUUUAAAGGCUGUUCAAGAACUUCUUGGUAAAACUGGGACAGUUGUCAGCUUCUGGAUGGAUCAUAUUAAAACUCAUUGUUAUGUUACUUAUUCAUCUGUUGAAGAAGCUGUAGAGACUCGAAAUGCAGUAUACAACCUCCAAUGGCCAGCAAACGGAGGGCGGCUUCUCAUGGCAGAAUUUGUCGAUCCAUCCGAAGUCAAAACCCGAACCGACCCUCCUCCAUCACCAACUCCGGUCACCACCACCACAACCCCGCUUCCGCUUCCACCUCCACCGCCACUCUCCCUUCCACCACAAUCAAGAGAACCACCACAGCAUCAUCUACCUCCAGCACCACCACUCCUGGAAAAGCUCGAACCUCCGAUCAUGACAUUGGAUGAUUUGUUCAGAAAGACUCGAGCAACUCCCCGGAUUUACUACUUGCCAUUAUCCGAUGAGCAGGUCGCCGGAAAACUGAAAACUCAGGGGAAGGCUGUUGUUAAGCAGUAGGGAUUAGAGUAGGAAUGUGUAAAAGAUAAUGGUGAUGAAGUAUUAUCAUGUCAUUUGAUUUGGUAUGAUGGUGCUGAGUUGACUCAGAUUAGAUGUUGGGGAUUCUGUUCAUUUGUUUAAGACGAAAAUGCAUGGACUAAUAUUUGUGCUCUUUAUUAUUAUUAUUUUUUUCUGGAUAUGGAAAGAUUUUCAUGUUUAAUGUUAA